This is a messenger RNA of Fopius arisanus, 2893 nucleotides long. RefSeq names its product adenylyl cyclase-associated protein 1 (gene capt). The transcript has 6 exons. NCBI's taxonomy places the organism in Eukaryota, Metazoa, Arthropoda, Insecta, Hymenoptera, Braconidae. Bases 54 to 2285 code for a protein of 743 amino acids. Gene Ontology annotation, molecular function: adenylate cyclase binding; actin binding. Gene Ontology annotation, cellular component: cytoplasm. Gene Ontology annotation, biological process: cytoskeleton organization; cell morphogenesis; actin filament organization. The record is from RefSeq and is a predicted model, not a curated record.
AAGACGUCAGCGGUGGAAUUAAUCACAACAAACACUUAGUCGUUAAUACGAAAAUGUUUUCCUGUUGUGUCUGCAAUAAAGCCUCGAAGAAAGCUGAGGGGAUUUCCGGAGAACCUGAAGAUGAUGAAAAAGGUGAGGAGUUGGAGACUCCAGAGGGCGACGAGGGUAAGACAGCGACAAUUUCGAAUGCCGAGACGAUUGAAAAAUUGAUGGACCCUGAGGAUGCUGAUAAGGAUGAAAUUGAUAAAGUGGAUGUGAUCGAGUCGAGGUCAUUGCCUUCGGAGGGGGGCAUUUCGGAGCUACCGGAGGAAUCGCCUGGGGGUAAAGAUCCAGAAGAAUGUAAUAUUCCUCUGGAGAAAGGACCUCCGAAGACAGUCUGCCUUUUUGAGGCGCCGGCGUACAUUGAGAGGACAAUUAAGGAUGGCCCGGACGAGGAUGGUGAUGAUUCCGUCUUCGAGAGCUCCGUCCAUAUCGACGACCUGGGGUCGAGGUCCAGGAAAUCGACUGACGUUUUGUCAGAAUGCAAUGACGCCCCGGAUAAUCCUCCUGGAGAUGAGGGGCGAUCUGUCAGAUCUGUCAUCAGGUGGCUGUCCCAGGAGGAGGACGACGUCGACGAGGCUUGUGGUGGCAUGCAGGAACCCCCGGCUACUCCUGUCGCCAAGGACGAACUUGCUUUAAGGAGACACAGAUUUUUCUCUGACCUCAUCGACGCUGCUAAACACUCCGCUGAACACAGAGUGAGAUUCGAUCCACUCGGCCCAUUGAUCCAUCCUGGUUGUGAUACAGAACGAGAGGAUCAUCUAGAGGAAUUAGUGACUCGUCUGGAGAACGUGACAAAUCGUUUGGAAGUUCUUCCAUCGAAGCUCUUUAUCCUAACUCAGGAAACGGGCGUUCAAACUCAGGGCUCAUCUCCGAAGCGAUCCGAUCACUCGAGCCCAGAUACCCUCUCCAUCGAGAGCGUUGUGGAAUUAGUUAGUCGUGAUUCUGAAGACCCUAGCCUUCCAUCUAUCAUGUCGAUUGUGGAUUAUGAGGAUCUCCUCAAUGGACCAGUCGCCGAGUUCCUGCAACUAAGUCGGAAAAUUGGGGGCGACGUUGAAGCCCUCAGUAAACUCGUGGAGAAAGCGUUCCAGACUCAACUAGAAUUUCUGCGAAUGGCAACGACUCGUUGUGCCCCGGCGAAUCAAUCCGAACAAAUGGCUCUGCUUUCUCCCACGUCCCUACAAAUUCAAGCGAUCCAGAAGUACCCUGAGAAAAAUCGUGGCUCCCAAUAUUUCAAUCAUUUAUCCGCAAUAAAUGCGAGCAUCUCAGCACUGGGAUGGGUGGCAGUGUCUCUCACUCCGGGUCCCUACGUCAAAGAAAUGAACGACGCUGGUCAGUUCUACACCAAUCGUGUCCUGCGGGACUGGAAGGAGACGGACAAGACCCACGUGGAGUGGUGUAAAGCGUGGGUGCAGAUACUAACGGAUCUCCAGAAGUACGUAAAACAGCAUCACACAACGGGCCUUGUCUGGGCCAAGACUGGCUCAGCUCCGCCACCACCACCUCCUGGGGCAAUGCCACCACCACCUCCCUGUAUGCCAAUCGGUGAUGUCAGUGGAUCAUUGGGUAAUGACGAUAGGAGUGCGCUAUUUGCACAGAUCAAUCAGGGUGAGAACAUCACGAAGAGCCUCAAGAAAGUUACGUUGGACAUGCAGACACACAAGAAUUCAUCGUUGAGGACCGGACCAGCGCCUUUCAAAGCACCUGUUGUCUCCAACUCCAGCAACUCAGCUACGAAAACUGUUCCACCAGCGAGUCAACCCAUUGACAAACUUCCAUCUUUCACGAGAGACGGAAAAAAAUGGUUCAUAGAAUAUCAGAAGGGGAAUAAAGAUCUCUUUAUUGAUAACCCAGGGAUGCAGAACGUCGUCUACAUGUACCGAUGCCAGGACAGCAUCUUGACCGUCAAAGGGAAGAUAAACUCAAUUGUCAUUGACUCAUGCCACAAGUCCUCGAUUGUAUUUGACUCUGUUGUCUCCAGUAUUGAAUUUGUGAAUUGUCAAAGCAUACAAAUGCAGGUUCUUGGGGAAGUACCGACAAUUUCAAUAGACAAGACUGAUGGCUGCCAGAUGUACCUCAGCCCUGAGUCGCUAAACGUUGAGCUAAUUACGAGUAAAUCGAGUGAAAUGAAUGUUAUGGUGCCGACGGGAAAUGAGGAUUACACGGAGUAUCCAGUGCCAGAGCAAUUCAAGACCACCGUAAACCGCAAGGGACUCAGCACAAUACCAGUCAGCUCUCUCGGCUAAAGCCGAAGUUAUUCAAUAAGUUUUUCAAGUUCCCAAAUGAAUUACGCGAUAAAAAAUGGAAAUAUUUCCAUAAUCACCCUGUGAAAUUCAUCAUUAACGAUUUCCAUUAUUUAUGCUUUCACUUGUCUCGUUUGAAUCGAUAGAUAAAGUUUCGUGGUAUACAGUAUUUAUCAAUCCAUCAAUUAAUUUUUAAUCUGGAGGAGAGAUCAGCGAGAAAUUCCGGAGAAAACAUCACUGAGUUGGACAAAAGUUUGUUGUUCCUAUUGACUCCAUUUUUAUACAUUUACACCAUUUAUAACCGCAGAACUUUUCUCCAGCUCACAUUCGGCUAAUCCUAGAAUAUGAUUAUGAUAAAUAUUGGCUAGAAUUUUGGAUUACCCAGGAAUGCAGUCAUGUUAAUUAUAACGAUAAAUUAACAAUUCCCAAUCCUCUACCCAAAAAAAAUAACCCGAAGCUGCAUUUUAUUAACUGUUAAUCCGUUGGGGACUGUGCGGAAAUUUUGCCGAUGGUUUUUACAAGGAAAAGUCUUUGUCAUUUGGAGAAUUAUUUCUAGUGAUGUAUCUAUCUAUUUAACUGGACCUUUUAAUAAAGACGAUGUAAUAUGCAAA